Messenger RNA from Elaeis guineensis (African oil palm), 1169 nucleotides. RefSeq lists its product as uncharacterized. NCBI's taxonomy places the organism in Eukaryota, Viridiplantae, Streptophyta, Magnoliopsida, Arecales, Arecaceae. The record is from RefSeq and is a predicted model, not a curated record.
AAUUAAACAAUAAAAGAAAUGAAAGGAGUGUCUACCAGAAAAAGGGGUGAGCUUAUCAUCUUUCAUGGGAGAUGACCGUUGGCCUCGCUUUACAUAUCGGGGAGGAGACUAGCCGUUAGGUUCAUGCAGUCCUUCUCUUCUCGGUUUUCGCUCUCCCAAGAAUAGCGCUCUCGCCGCUUCCUCUCGGAUCUCGGGCAAGAGGUCUCGUCGAUAGUUUUCCAAUCGAUCCAGAAAUCAGGGUAUCUCCCAGACGCGAAUCGAUCUCUGGAUUUUCUUCGACUACUUCUGAAAGGUUGACUUUGGCAGAAGUCUAUGGCUUCUCGAACUCCUCUUGUUGUUCACAAUGAGAAUGUACCCAAUUAUCGAGGAAAGGGUGUCGGUGGGGUGAAAGCUGAUCUCUCAAAACCUGCAAAAACUGGGCAUCGAGUCAGAAAAGCUUUGACGGAUGUUUCAAAUACCGGCACACCUCUGUUUGCUGGUGUAUCAAAGAGCUCCACUUUGAAAGAGAAGUCUGGAAUACGGAGCCGUCAGACCACCCUGAAUGCCCCGAAGAGUACUAUUGUGACAGACGAGGAUAUAAGAAUUUGCAAUGAAUGGGCCAAGGAGGGAAUUGAGCAUGCUCAUUUCACAGGAAAUGACUUACAGAAGCUCCAGAGUGAUAUGGUGGAAGGACGCAUAAAGAAGAAAGUUGAGAAGGUACUGUCUGGAUUGCACAAGUGGUCAAAUGUUGCCUACGAUUUUGGGUUGCCAGCGAAGGAAAUCAAGGAUACUGAAUAUACAAUGAAGAUAGAGUUGGAGCCAGAGUUGCUUCCUCUCAUUAAAGAGUCAGCUUCAGUUAAGAAAAACAUUGUUGAUCUUCCUUUUGAACUGGAGCUUGGUCAUCUUCCAAUUGUUGACCAUGAAAUUGAGUUCAAGCUGAAAGAUGAGCUGUCGCCUCAGAAGAAUCUUCCAUCAUCCAUCUCUUUGGCACUAGAGUAGUGAUCAACUUGAGUAGCAUUAAAAUCUGUCAAGCUUGGGAUUUUUUUUUUUUGAAUGCAUUGGUUUUUGGGAUACCUUAUGAUGUUUGUACAUAAAAAGGUGUUUGUUCAUAUGGCACAUGAAGAUGCUGCUGAACGCAAAUAUUCUCAUGUUUCUGUUUGCAAUGGAUCACUAUCUACAUUUUGCCAUUA